This is a messenger RNA of Sycon ciliatum, 2705 nucleotides long. RefSeq names its product ras-related protein Rab-3-like. The coding region runs from base 205 to 873 and encodes 222 amino acids. Gene Ontology annotation, biological process: protein secretion; protein localization to plasma membrane; regulation of exocytosis. The record is from RefSeq and is a predicted model, not a curated record. Gene Ontology annotation, cellular component: synaptic vesicle; endosome; plasma membrane. Lineage: Eukaryota; Metazoa; Porifera; Calcarea; Leucosolenida; Sycettidae. Gene Ontology annotation, molecular function: GTPase activity; GTP binding; myosin V binding. The transcript is spliced from 7 exons.
AGCGUUAUAUUUAGUGGGCUUGAUUUCGGACUGCAGUUUCCCCAAAGCUGUUAUGUCUUUUAGAGUGCGGCUGCUGAGCUCUCUGCCUGGGCAUUCCGACUAGAGACUGGCAAAGGACAUCGAGACGGUGAAGACACACCGAGUCAGCGGACACACUGAUAGUUUAAAGCGUUACCAUAACAACAUCUGAGCGCAGUCUGCGCCAUGGCGACCGCGUCGAAUGUUCCAACCUCCAUGGAUGAAUGGGAAUAUAUGUUCAAACUCCUCAUCGUUGGAAAUUCUGGUGUGGGGAAGACGGCUCUGCUUUUCCGAUACGUGGACAAUUCCUUCUCCGAGGCCUUCAUAUCCACAGUUGGCAUUGACUUUAAGGUCAAGACCGUAGUACGUCAGGGUAAGAAGAUAAAGCUACAGAUCUGGGACACGGCCGGUCAGGAACGCUACAAGGCAAUCACGUCCGCCUACUUCCGCGGUGCUAUGGGAUUCCUGCUCGUGUUCGAUAUCAUGAACAGGGAGAGUUUCGAUAGUGUCAGAAACUGGUGCUCAGACAUCACCAGCAGUUCCUGGACACACGCUCAGAUGGUGCUGGUUGGCAACAAGAAGGAUCUCGCUGAGAUUGGGGCGCGGCAGGUAUCGAAAUCAGAGGCAGAGUCGUUAGCAGAAGAGCUACGGAUCCAGUACUUUGAAACUUCUGCUAAAGAGAAUAUUGACGUAUCGGAAGCAUUCACAUCCCUGGUGGACAGUGUCCUUGACAAGAUGUUAGAAAGUCUGGACCAUAACGACUUGGAUAACAUGGACCCGGUCAUCAAACAGGCCAUAGAGAGUGCGCCCGGCCGCAUUGACGAGGAGCCAGCGGAGAAUUCUUGCUCCUGCUAGGCACGCUGCCGCAUUGCUCAGAUCGGCAUUACUCACGAUGCUGCUGCUGCUGCUCGAUAUGAUGUUAGUGCUAGUACAGUGUUGGUGAGGGGCCAAGGCAAUGGUGUAUACGGCGCACAGUCAUGCUGCCACCACCACCACCACCGCAUGACCUUCUCUGCUUGAUCUGGUUGCCAUGGCUCCCGUGUCGUUGCCAUGGUUCGCACCCUCCGUUGUCACGGGCAACCACCGCUUCGUCUGCGGCAGGCGACACUCUGCUGCCAUGGUGCAACCAUCUUCGCUCAGCGUAUUACUGUAUUGCAGUGGCUGCAGCAGCGAGGACGGUGGUGGCAUUGUCAUCUUGUUCCUUGACGCACUGUUCCCGCCAGCUGAGUGCCGUGGCGCAGAGAGACUUGUAGACAUUUAUAUUUCUUCCCCUGGAUUUGCCCAGGAUCAUAAUGGAUGCGAGAGAGAUGGAUUUGUUGAUUACGAUGAUGGACAUGCAUGAUAUUCUACUUAGAAAGCUAAAAUGAAAACUCUAAAUUGCUUGCAAGAUUCAUUGCCACCCCCCCCCCCCCCUUACAUACACACAUACCUCCCAACCCGCCCAAAUCCAUGGAAGAACGCAGUCGUGACUCGCUUACCUGCCAUAUAGAUGUGUGCGUGUGUGUAUCUGUGUGUGUAUGAGUGCGUGUGUGUACGUGUAUGUGUGUCGGUGUGUGUACGUGUAUGUGUGUGUCGGUGUGUGUGGGUGUAUGUGCGCAUGUAUCAGCUCAAACCCAGCGCCUAGAAAAUAGUAUACAUAUUUUUUUCAGAAUAGAACUUUUGCAAAUAUUACUUGUACUCCUAAAUAUUCCUGAACGUUCGUCCUGACAGGCAGUAUGUGUGUGUGGUCUGUGGUGUGAUGUUCACAGCAUAACCAUCCUCCUGACAGGCAGUAUGUGUGUAUGGUCUGUGCUGUGAUGUUCACAGCGUAUACCAUACUCCCGCUACAUGUACUACAUGAUCACACAGUACCUAGGUGCUAACUACAUCUAGUGUAUGUAUGCAGGAUAUGGACAAGGCUGCUUGUCUUCACGCCUUCAUCCUGCAAUAGAUACCCCCCCGGUUUACCAUUCACCCUCUUUAUACUUCGAAGUAACGUCUUCGGUAACUACCAUUCGUAGUGUGUUUGUCCAUGUGUUUUGUCCAUGUGUUUGUCCAUGUGUUUGUCCAUGUGUUUUGUCCAUGUGUUUGUCCAUGUGUUUUGUCCUGCUUUGCUGUGGCACUAUGGAUUAUUGCUACGAGUUGUGAGCAUUGGCAUUGGCCAGGCUCGCGAGGCAUUUGCCGGGCAUCCGAAUAGCACGAAUGUGCGUAUAUGUGUGUGUGUGUGUGUUUGUGUGUGUGUGUGUGUGCGAGAGUGUCUGUGGUUAGUACUGCGAAAAGCUGGCGUCCCCGAGAAGCUGAUCGCUGUUAUCCGUGCAUUCCAUGACGGCAUGACCGCAACUCUAGCUCCGUCUGUCGAAUGUUGAAGCUGACCCCAUCCCUGUGACGAACGGCUUGCGGCAGGGAUGUUGCAUGGCCCCUGUCCUAUUCAACAUCUUCAUGUGGGCAGUGAUGCAUUGUUGGCGCCAGCACGUGCAGCCUAUCCCUGGUGUAGGCGCAAAGGUCUUCUUCGAGCCAGAUGGGAAGCUACUCCACCACCGUAGCCGCCGUGAUAGAUCCCUGGAGCUGACAGAGUGUCAGUUUGCUGAUGAUUCCGCUCUUGUGGCCGCGACACGCCAGGCCGCAGUUUCAGCCUUGGAGGUAUUUGUGGAUGUAUGCAGCGAUUUUGGCCUCACCGUCAGUGCCACCAAAACCAAGUUCAUGGUCUC